GGGCGGGGUGCGGCCCGAGAGGGAUGGACGCGGCCGUCGGCGGGCCGGUCGCCGGUUGGGGAGGCCACGGGGAGCAGGGAGCCGGGCGGGCCGAGCCGAGAGGCCCCACGGAGCGGGAACCCCUGUCCGCCUCCACCGGCCGUCGCGGCCGGGGCGCUGAGGGGCCCCGGGAAGGAGCAGACCUGUCAGGACCGUGGUGGGCAAGCCCUGCCGGGCCCUGCUGGCUGUCUGCGUCCGUCUCCCGGGCAGCGAAGGCCCAGGCAGGCGGUCGCGUCCGGCGCCAGUCGGCCGCGGGCAGCUGCGGGUGGUGUUACUGGCACAGAAACGAGUGGUGUCGGAGGACGAGUCUGAAGCGCGGCCCCCUCCUGUCCACGAGGAGAACGGAGCUCGUUCCCGGUAGCGCUCGGACUAGCGCACUGGUUUAGGAGGCCCGGCGGGCGCUUGUAACCAGCCGCCCCCCCCAUUCUUCUGAGGGUUCCUUGGAGGGAAUCAAGCGGGUUUUUGCCUCCCUCAGAUCGAAACAGCGUAAACAUUAACCACUGCAGCUGCCUCAGAUCGCUCGGAAUUUCAGGAUGACAGACACUUCUGAAGCUGUUCCCAACUUUGAAGAGAUGUUUGCCAGCAGAUUCACAGAAGCUGACAAAGAGUACCAGGAUUACCUGCAACGCCCUCCCGAGCCCCCGCCGGUCGUCGAGGAAUGGACUAGCAGAGCUGGUGGGAACCAGAGGAACAGAGGCAGUCGGUUGCAAGAUAACAGACAGUUUAGAGGUAGGGAUAGCAGACGGGGGUGGCCAAGUGACAAUCGAUCUAAUCAGUGGCACGGACGAUCCUGGGGUAACAAUUACCCGCAGCACAGACAAGAACCUUACUACCCCCACCAAUACGGACACUAUGGUUACAACCAACGGCCUCCCUAUGGUUACUACUGAUGGAAACGUCAGCAGCUUUUUGUGAAAUCAUUUCCUCUGUUAACAUGACAAGUUUGUGUGUAUCUUCUGUUGGUCAUAGUUUUAUAUCUGAUUUCAGAGAGUGGAUUAUAAACUUUUUAGAACUUGUGACUUAAAAAAAAAAAUCUUACUAGAGAUGUGCUGGUUCAGUAUUCCCCUAAAAAGGUUGUGGAUUCCAUUGCCUGACUUCUACCUCAGAUUCUUCUUUGUUUCAUGACUUAAUACUGCUUUGAACUUGGUGUCUGUGUUCCUUGUUUGACCUCCAAGAGUUCCGUCUUUGUUUUACAGAGAAAUAAAAAUUAUAAAGUGGAAAA
Enhydra lutris kenyoni (northern sea otter) is the source of this 1261-nucleotide messenger RNA. It is a transcript of the gene RAMAC, whose product is annotated as family with sequence similarity 103 member A1. Bases 573 to 929 code for a protein of 118 amino acids. The record is from RefSeq and is a predicted model, not a curated record. NCBI's taxonomy places the organism in Eukaryota, Metazoa, Chordata, Mammalia, Carnivora, Mustelidae. Gene Ontology annotation, molecular function: RNA binding. The transcript has 3 exons. Gene Ontology annotation, biological process: RNA 5'-cap (guanine-N7)-methylation.